Magallana angulata is the source of this 2328-nucleotide messenger RNA. RefSeq lists its product as uncharacterized. The record is from RefSeq and is a predicted model, not a curated record. Lineage: Eukaryota; Metazoa; Mollusca; Bivalvia; Ostreida; Ostreidae. Bases 482 to 2182 code for a protein of 566 amino acids. Gene Ontology annotation, molecular function: DNA binding. Gene Ontology annotation, biological process: mRNA transcription; DNA recombination; DNA integration. Gene Ontology annotation, cellular component: nucleus. The transcript is spliced from 5 exons.
UGAAAUCACGUGCUACCGAAGUGACGUCAUUCCUUUUCGCUGUUUGAUGGUGAUAGCAGACAGCAGAUCGAGAGGAAGGUAAUAUUAUAUUUUACAUUAUAUGCCGUUGGAGGCUUGAGUGAAAUUUAUGGUCUAAAGAUUGUUGGAUAUCUUUAGAGAAUAUUUGAGUGAAUGUGACUGUUGGAUGUCGCAGAUUUGAACUGGAUUGUAUUUGGAAUAUGGCAGGGCCAGGGGCCAUUAAAUGAUAUAUGAGACAUGCCGUGGAGCGGUGUUUUGUGUGAAAUUGGAAUAUCUAAGCUGGGUUUUCAUUCAAAUGCAUUUUAUAUAUGAUUAGAGAAGAAUGUGGAUAUUGACUACAAUGUCGGAAGCGUGAAAUUUUAUUUUAUGCCUGUAUAUUAUCUACUUCGUUUAUCCGUAUUUAUCCGGACGGAAAAGUUCGGGUCGAGCAUGAAUGCUUACGUCAUGAUUGUUUAUAUUUUAGAUGGUUCAGCCGGUAGUUUUAAAGAAGAGACAUAGUCUGAAGGGGCUGACUCUGUUACCUGUAAUCAGGAAAGUAAAGGAUGGGCGGUUAGAAAAUGUUAAGGAGCUGGCGCGGAUAAGCGUCGGGAAGCGCACGGAGGCGCUGCAGUUGAAGGAUAUCGCCAAAGCGGUGAUGGAGAUGACGGGGGAACCCAUGGACGAGUUGUUGGAGUUCGCAGGGAAAGAUAUUCGAGAUUAUGAUGCAGCAAAGUUACUGUUGCACUAUUGUGUACUAGCAGCGAAUGAAAGGGGACAGCCCAAAGGGCAGGUGUUGCAAGAUGAUGAAGCGGGUCCGAGUACGUCUGGUGCACCUGCAGAGAGGCAGAAUCAGACUGAAGACAAUACUGUGGAGAAUGAGGCCACCCCAGUGAAAAGGAGAAAGACGAUUGAUGACAUGGAAAGGAGACUGCUGAUGCUUGAGAAGUUGGAGAAGGAGGAUGUUUCGAAGGUAGAGAGUGUCGAUGUUCAAGUCUUGGAUGAGAGGUUAAAGGAGUUAGAUGCAAGGAGGUCUUCUUCACUGGAUUCAAAGAGGCAGGAUUGUUUAAAAAGGGAAAUUACCGAAUUUCUUGUGAGGAUGUCUGGUCGAGAAUUGACAAGUUGUACACCUGAUGACAUUAGGCGAUUUUUGGUAUGGAAGGAUCAGUGCGGUAAAAGUCAAGUUCAUAAGAUAGACUGUCGUUUUUUAGGAAACAAGGGAUUAUUUGACUGUAAUUGUCCAGUACGUCUGGCUUCUGGUACUGUCUCAUUAAUGAUAAAUAGAUUAGUGAACAUUUUUCAUGAGAUGGGAUGUGAAAGAUCGUGGAACAUGGCUCUUGGAUUAGGGAAUCCGGCUGCAUCAAGUCAAGUGAAAGAUUAUUUGAAAAUUAUACAAGAGGAGCAAGCUAGAGCCCAUUUGGUACCAAAACAGGCUAAACCCAUCUUUUUGACCAAGGUUAAGGCUAUUGUUGGCUAUAUAGGGGGUCGAUUAAGCAUGAGUUCUGUGUCAGUUAGGGAGAGGUAUAUCUUAUUGAGAGAUAAUGACCAGGCUUGGUUCAAAUUGCAGUUUUUUGCUGGAGAUAGGGCAGGAGAUCUUGCAAAUUUGGUGGCUCAAGAAGUUAAGUGGCUUAGAGAUUAUUCAGGUUUUGUGUUUAAUCACACUUUUGGAAAGACUCUUCGAGGAGGUAAAAGGAGGAGUAAUAUGUUUGUUGUAAAGAGGUGUGAUGAUAAGGUUAUUUGUCCUGUAGUAGGAAUACAAGAUUUUGUUUCAGGAUGUAAAGACUUGGGAGUUGAUCUGUCUUGUGGCUAUCUCUUUCGAGUUGUUACAGAGGAUGCACGGGUUUUAGAUCAGCCUGUUUCCUAUUCAGUUGUUUAUGAUAGGUUGCGUGUGUAUUUGCGGAAACUUGGUGUUGAUGAAGGUGAGACUCCACACAGUUUCCGGGCAGGUUGUGCUGUUGCGUUGGCUAUGUCAGGCUCAGUGAGUGAGGUGGGUCAGAUAAUGAGACAUGUUGGUUGGUUUGGGGAAGGGAGUGCCGAGUAUUAUAGUAGACUUCCAGCCUUGGUAGAAUCAGAUUUUGUAGCUGGAAGAUUGGCAACAAGUGUAAAAGAUGCGGGAAUGAUGGAAGAGAAGUAUCGAGAGUGCAUGCAGUAUGAUAGUCUUGAUUCGGCUUUUGUAGAGAGUGAGUGAUGAGAUAGAGAGCUAAGUGUACAUUAUGUACAUUUACAUGUCUGAAUAUGAUUUAUGAUUUUCAUGAUUAAAGUUUUGAUAACAUAUAAGGGUCUGAUGUGUUUUAUAUGAUAAUUUAAUGUGUUUUAAAAUGUUAACUUUAUAUA